AUGUCUGCUCACAAAUACUUGACUCCGGAACCGGUGCGCUACGAUCCCGCCAUCGACCCCAACAAUAUGUCCCAGUACGCCCCCAAGGAUUAUCGUGCUGUCCCCGUUUACGAGAAAGUGUGCAAUACUCACGGUGCGACCGGGGAUCGUAAGCAGGAGGCCAUGUUGCCUAAAUACUUCGAGGCAAUUGGUGACAUCGAGUCUUUGGGUCCGGCCCCACCGUACAAACAGGAAUGCGACAGCGAGGGCACCCAGACGGCAGGGAGAAGAGUAAAAAACACUAGGCUAAUUAAUGCUCUGCACUUCUCCGUCUACAUAUUGGUGGUUGUCCUCAUACAGGCGGGUUUUAUUUGGAAGGCUGUGGAGUCGAGAAGUACAACCACGACCAUACAGUGA
Messenger RNA from Pichia membranifaciens NRRL Y-2026, 396 nucleotides. RefSeq lists its product as hypothetical. The coding region runs from base 1 to 396 and encodes 131 amino acids. The transcript has a single exon. NCBI's taxonomy places the organism in Eukaryota, Fungi, Ascomycota, Pichiomycetes, Pichiales, Pichiaceae. The record is from RefSeq and is a predicted model, not a curated record.